UUAUACAGAUGUCGAGAUUUGCUUACCGUUUGAAGAGUCAAGCUGAAGCGAAAAGAGUGGUAGAGGAGAAUAGUAAUCCGAUAACUAAUCGUUCGUUAGUCAAACUGUGUUCCUCCAAAACCAAUCCUACAGAGAGAUAAGUCAAAUCUUACGCAGAAUCAAAGCAUGCUUCAGCUUCUGAUUGUAGCGUGGCUCUUGAUCUUCGGGACGGAGACGGUCCUGUCGCACCAGGAGUCCGGCGAAUGGAGCUGUGAAUCGGACUCGGGGAUCCAGGUCUUGGCUGAUUUCAGACCGGGGCUCAUCACCCUCGACGGUCGCAACGAUGACUGGAAGGACAUUGACGGCUCCGAGUUCCCUCUCCGUCCCGCUCUUGAUCCGGACGCCGACCACGAAUACCCCGCCGGGCAGAUGACAGUCAAGGCAUUGCAUGAUGGUCGAGAUGUUUACUUCAUGCUGGAAAUUGAUGGAAAUUACGCUUACGACAAAGGUGAAAACAAGAAGUGUCCUUCAGUGGCUCUCAUGUUCCAAAUUGGUGAUCAAGCUACUUAUCAUGAUAUGGGUGGUUGUAAAGAAGGGACGGACUCAUGUACCAGCAAGGCUUGCAAAGGCUUCGAGGUUGAUAUUAUGCAUUUCUCUAUUGGAAAUGCUAUUCCAGGACGUCUUUACGGUGGUAAUCCAGUAGACAACGGGGAAGGAAAUGGAGGUGACAGAUUUGGUCAUCUGGUUGACAUUUAUGCUUGGAAUCCACAUUGUCGAUACCUUGAUGGUCUUGGUCCCUCAGGAAAUGAUUCUAGUGCACAGAACGAUUGGCAUGGAGCGUGGUGGCACAGCAGCUUCACUACUCAAUCAGGAUAUGUAGCGGAAGACAGCCCUUACACGCCAAAUGGCCAGAAAGGAACUUACUAUUUCGAAUUUUCAAGGCCUUUGAGGACUAUGGACCGUCUCCAACAGGAUGUUCAGUUCACGCUUGGCUCAACGGCCAAAAUGUCAGUUGCAUUCUGGUACCCAAUGGACAGCAAACCGUGGCACGGAUCAGGGCAUUACACGAUCAACUGCGAUUGGAUACCGCUAGAUAUUUCCUCAGGCUCUUCUUCGGGGCUCACUGCUUCAACUGUCAAGGGCUCUAGUGAUGGAACCAGCAUUUCUGCCAUUGUGAUAUCCAUGAUUUCUCUUGUUGUUUCAGGUUUUAUUGCAUAUAAGUUAUUUAGUCCCAAGAACGUUGCAUUUACACCCAUGGGAAACGAUCUCUAGGACAAAGAUUAGGUUUUACACGGUUCUAUGUCCCUUUGUUGUUUUGUUUCAGAGAGCUUCUUCUUUCUGGUUUUACAGCUAAAUAAUUUUUUUUAAGUUGUGGCCUGACUAUUGUCAUUUCAAAGAUGUUUUGUAUUAAAAGAUUUGAAACGGUA
Brassica oleracea var. oleracea is the source of this 1406-nucleotide messenger RNA. RefSeq lists its product as uncharacterized. The coding region runs from base 166 to 1251 and encodes 361 amino acids. The transcript is spliced from 8 exons. The record is from RefSeq and is a predicted model, not a curated record. Gene Ontology annotation, molecular function: heme binding. Lineage: Eukaryota; Viridiplantae; Streptophyta; Magnoliopsida; Brassicales; Brassicaceae.